AUGUCCUUCUUCACCAAGGUCGCUUCCGGAGGUUUGCUCGCAGCCGGGUUCGUCCCUCGAUCCGUUUCCCCACGAUCAGCUCUCCUCCACGUAGCCACUCCAAGCAACUGACACCAAUUCCCCUGUUACAGCGUGACAUAUUACUACCACAUCGACAUCCGAGAAACGUCGCAACAGAUCGGCAAGGACCUGCAUCGUCUAUCGGAGCAAUUGCUCGCUUCCAACUCCACCGAGACCAACCGAUCGACGUUCCCACAGCCGGUACCGAGUCGAGUCGGCCUCAUCGAAUCGAUCAAGGCUAGAGUGCGUUGCGCCGAAACUAUGUGACGACCGCCUAGUCGCACGGUGCGCUGAUCCUCUUUGAUCCUGAUUUUUACGAGCAGUGGAACGAGAAAGUCGAAGCCGGCGUCAUCGCCUUGAGGGAAACGGAAUGGUCCAGCGUGAUCAGCAACACAUGGAACCAUACAAAGUACGGUGCUGCCACUUUGAAGGACAAGAUCUCACCGGUGGCGCCAGAGGUCGAGGAGGUCACCGAUCGGCGGCAGGUCUGA
Microbotryum saponariae is the source of this 551-nucleotide messenger RNA. NCBI's taxonomy places the organism in Eukaryota, Fungi, Basidiomycota, Microbotryomycetes, Microbotryales, Microbotryaceae. The record is from the annotation of a GenBank genome assembly.